Lolium perenne is the source of this 787-nucleotide messenger RNA. RefSeq lists its product as uncharacterized. The record is from RefSeq and is a predicted model, not a curated record. Lineage: Eukaryota; Viridiplantae; Streptophyta; Magnoliopsida; Poales; Poaceae.
GCUCAAAACCCCACCGCACCAAUCCCCGCACCGCAGCAACAGAAACAAAAAAAUCUCCUCCUACUCCUCCGCCGCCGCCGCCAUCGCCGCCGCCGCAAUGCAGCGCCUCUCCAUCGGAUCGCCGGGCCCGAGACCCAGCCUGGACGCCGCGGAGGAGGCGGACGAGAAGGCGACGGGGAAGGCGGCGGGCAGGGCGGCCGCGCCGGACAAGUCCAUCCACCUCGUCCCGCUCCUCACGCUCCUCUGCCUCCUCGUCCUCUUCCUCUUCUCCCACGACCCGGCCACCACCGUCGCCGAUUCGCCGCCGGUCCUGGCCGUCGCCGCCCGCUCCCUCGAGGCCACAGCGGAGACGACGCCGUCGGUGGCUCGCGGCGACGCGUACCGGCGGCUCAAGGCGGACCCGACGCUGCGCCGCGGGCGAAGGGUGCGGGCGGCCCGCCGGUGACGGCGCGGAAUUCGGGGGAACGGUAAGGGGCUAAGGCUGGCUGGCCCCCACGUCCAGCUAGCCGUUGGAACGACCGACGCGUCAUCGGCGCACGUCCCUUUCCCUCUACCCCCGUGUGCUGCUGCGUUGGUAGAACUUGAAUGGCCCCGAGCGUUCGUCUUCCCGUGGCCUCUAGAAUCGGAUUAGAUCACCCAACCCAUCGCAAUCAUGGUCGUCAUCGUGUGUUCAUACUCCGUCAUCAACAUUUUCUAGGCUAAUCUGUUCACCUGCUAUUGGUUCUGUAAUGUUUCUCUAGUGCUAUUCGAUCGGAUUGAUUGAUGGAUAGAGGUCUGGUUCAGGUCA